Messenger RNA from Oryza brachyantha (malo sina), 1927 nucleotides. Its product is annotated as protein TRIGALACTOSYLDIACYLGLYCEROL 2, chloroplastic. The coding region runs from base 364 to 1476 and encodes 370 amino acids. Gene Ontology annotation, cellular component: chloroplast inner membrane. Gene Ontology annotation, molecular function: lipid carrier activity; phospholipid binding. Lineage: Eukaryota; Viridiplantae; Streptophyta; Magnoliopsida; Poales; Poaceae. The record is from RefSeq and is a predicted model, not a curated record. The transcript is spliced from 5 exons.
AGGUGGUGAAGUGAAUCAAUAUUUCAUUUCGCCCAAGAAUAGAUGAUCAGGUAGUACUUGAGGAGGCAGGCGCACUCCUGAAUUUUCAUAGGUACUUGACGCCGUCCAGUCCAGCAGGGCAGGCGAGGGCCGGACCGCACCGCCGCCGGAGACCAGACCGGACCGGACUGGACGACCUCUCCUCCGACUCCGGCUCCGAUCCGCCGCCGACCUCCGAGAGGUAAAGCCCGCCUCCUUCACUCGUGCUUGUGCCGGCCAACCAAUCGCCUCAAUAGUACCCUAUCCACAGCCACAGGGAUGGGGAUGGAUGAUGCAGCUAGCGCGUAGGGUAUAGACCUCGUUGGGAUCUUGCUUGUCUUCGCCAUGGCCACCAAGUCGUUUCUCCCUCCCCCAUUCUCCUCUUCCCCGACGCAGCCUCCUCCCGCCCUCGCCCUCGCCCUCCCCAGGGCCCGCCGCCGCAACUCCCUCGCCUGCUCCGCCACCGCCCAAUCACCCGAUGCCGGCGGCAACAGGAACACCAACCCCUUGGCGCCGCUCCUCGACGUGCCCCGCACGCUGUGGCGCCGCACCAUGCAGCCCCUCGGUGACUACGGGUUCGGCAAGCGGAGCGUCUGGGAGGGCGGCGUCGGCCUCUUCAUGGUCUCCGGGGCCGCGCUUCUCGCCCUCGCGCUCGCCUGGCUCCGGGGCUUCCAGCUGCGCUCCCGCUUCCGCAAGUACCACGCCGUCUUUGAGUUCACUCAGGCCUGCGGGAUUUGCGUCGGCACGCCCGUGCGCAUCCGCGGGGUCACCGUCGGGAACGUCGUCCGCGUCGACUCUUCGCUCAAGAGCAUUGAUGCUUAUGUUGAGGUUGAAGAUGAUAAAAUUAUUGUGCCCCGCAAUUCAGUGGUUGAGGUGAACCAGUCUGGUCUUCUAAUGGAGACGCUGAUUGAUAUAACACCAAAAGACCCACUUCCUACACCUUCAGUUGGUCCACUUGAUCCAGAAUGUUCGAAAGAAGGCUUAAUUCUCUGUGAUAAGGAAAGGAUGAAAGGGAAACAAGGAGUAAGCUUAGAUGCACUGGUUGGAAUAUUUACUCGUCUAGGAAGAGAUAUGGAGGAAAUUGGUGUUAAUAAAAGCUAUAAAUUGGCUGAAAAAGUAGCGUCCAUAAUGGAAGAAGCACAGCCCCUUCUUUCACGGAUAGAAGCAUUAGCUGAAGAAAUUCAACCUUUGCUUUCUGAGGUUCGUGAUAGUGAUCUGGUGAAGGAUGUGGAGACUAUAGCUAAAGGUCUGGCUGAUGCAUCCGGUGAUUUGAGAAGGCUGAAGUCUUCCAUGCUUACUCCUGAGAACACUGAUCUUAUUAAGCAGUCUAUUUUCACUCUUAUCUUUACUCUGAAGAAUAUUGAGAGUAUCAGCUCAGACAUAUCUGGUUUCACGGGUGAUGAGGCGACAAGGCGGAACAUCAAGCUGCUUAUCAAGUCUCUUAGCAGACUGUUGUGAUUGCUCAUGAAUAACACGAGGAGCUUUCGCCAUUGGGAAGCACCGAUACAGGAGUUUGCUAUUAGGUUGCAUUUCUUGAAAAAAUAGGGGGAAAGAGGAAAGUGCAAGUUGAGAAUGAGAUUUAGUAAAAGGUCUUUUGGACAGAGGGGAACCGAUGUUUGAUGAGUUUUUUGAAGUGGAAUGAAGUGAUCUCUGGUUUUGUUUUGUUUUCCAAGUCAUUCCUGAAGAUCAUUAAUUAGAACAAGAAAAGGACGGGGAAAGGUGUAAUCUCCGUUAGCUGUUUUGUGUAGGCAUCUUCUUCUUCUUUUGGAGGCAUUGUAGGCCGAUUUUUGUUUGAUUUUGUGAUGUUUCAUUCUCUGUCUUUGCGCAAAGGUGACCAGAAAGGAAUGCAUAAAUACAUGAAACCACCUUUGUUUCUGAAACUGUGAAUGAAUCAUCUUGGCGUGUACUA